AUGUCCGCCGCCCCCGCCGCAGAGACGGUAAACGGGUACGUGAACCCCACCAGCGACGCGGAAACGCUGCGCCUCUACCACCCCGCCACGCCCGCCGAGGAGCAAAUCAACGACUACAUCGUCAACCACCCGUUGGCCGUGAAGCUGCGCGCGCAACCCGACAUGCACGAGAGCCGGCCGCACAUGCGCAUCCCGCCUGCGAUGCGCGCGCACAGCCUCACGGCCGGGACGUUGCUCGGCGAAGGCAAGCUGGAAGUCCCGCCGCUGAAUUUCAACGACAAGCACGCUGCGCUACCCACGUUGACGCAGAUUAUGUACUUCGGUCCGGACCUGUGCGGGCACGAGGGGAUUAUCCAUGGCGGGUUGCUGGCGACGAUGUUGGACGAGGGACUGGCGCGCGCGUGCUUUCCCGCUCUGCCGAAUAAGGUGGCUGUCACGGCGAGUUUGAAGAUUGAUUACCGGAGUCCGUGUCCUGCGGGGCGGUUUGUGGUUCUCAAGGCGCAGACGACGAAGGUGGAGGGGCGGAAGGCGUGGAGUAAGGGGUGGAUUGAGCUGUUGGGCGAGGACGGGGAGGGCGAUGGGACGAAGGUUGUCGAGGCGGAGGCGUUGUUCAUUGAGCCGCGGAAUGCGAAGAAUAUGGUGAAGAAUGUGGUGAGUGCUGAUUGA
Messenger RNA from Neohortaea acidophila, 666 nucleotides. Its product is annotated as HotDog domain-containing protein. The record is from RefSeq and is a predicted model, not a curated record. Lineage: Eukaryota; Fungi; Ascomycota; Dothideomycetes; Mycosphaerellales; Teratosphaeriaceae. The coding region runs from base 1 to 666 and encodes 221 amino acids. The transcript has a single exon.